This is a messenger RNA of Nerophis lumbriciformis (worm pipefish), 7625 nucleotides long. It is a transcript of the gene pi4kaa, whose product is annotated as phosphatidylinositol 4-kinase, catalytic, alpha a. Lineage: Eukaryota; Metazoa; Chordata; Actinopteri; Syngnathiformes; Syngnathidae. Gene Ontology annotation, biological process: phosphatidylinositol phosphate biosynthetic process; phosphatidylinositol-mediated signaling. Gene Ontology annotation, molecular function: 1-phosphatidylinositol 4-kinase activity. Gene Ontology annotation, cellular component: plasma membrane; cytoplasm. The record is from RefSeq and is a predicted model, not a curated record.
CCUUCUCGCUUGCCGUAGAUGUCAGCUCGCUGCGGGCCAAACUCCAAGAUGCCCGCCGUCGACUUCUUUUUCCUACCGCUGCUCUAAACGUGGAAGUGGGGCGAAAAAUGUCGCUCGGCGGAGAAGGCAGCCGGGGCUUCUACUUCAACACCGUCUUGUCCCUGGCUCGCUCGCUGGCGGCUCAUCGGCAAGCGCCGCUCGACAAGGUGCAGAAGUUGCAAUGCAUGUGUCCCGUGGAUGUGAGAGGAGUGUUUCAGCUGGAUGAGAGGCGGCGUGAUGCUGUGGUCGCUCUGGGCAUCUUCUUGGUGGAGUCCAACCUGCAGCACAAGGAUGCAGUUGUUCCGUACCUUCUCGGACUUCUCAGGGGACUUCCUCGAGUUCAGUGGAUUGAGGAGAGCUCGGAACGCAAAGGACGAGUAAUACUUCCUGUUGCGGAAAACUUCACCUUCUGUCUGGUGACGCUCCUGUCGGACGUCGCCCAACGUGAUGAAUCUAUGCGUGAACAGAUUCUGGAGGCCAUUAUGGAUGUCAUGCAGCUCCUGCAGGAGGUCUGCAAGGAUCCUGACUCUCAUGAUAAAGAGUACCUGUGUCGCUACACGGUUCCUACCCUGCUGGGCGUGGCCAGAGCUUUCGGCAGAUACAGCAACACAGACGAGCCGCUGCUGUCCAAGCUCUUCCCUCGGCCGGUGGCUCCGCCUCUGGCCUCUGUGGACGACGGCGACGUGGCACGCCGGCGCUCCUUCAACGACUUCCGCUCCAUCCUGCCCAGCUCCUUCCUCACCGUGUGCCAGGCGGACACGCUGAGGCGUAAGAGCUCCUCCGUGUCAUCCGUGUCUCAGCAGGCCAGUCCGGAGAGGACGGGGCUAACACCGAGCUCCCCCGCUGAUCCCUCAACACCUUACUUUGAAGGCUCCUACCUUCCUGACGGCAGCUCAGUGGACCCCAACUAUUACUUCUCCACUAUCAGCUCCAGCUUCUCGGUGUCGCCGCUCUUCACCGGCAGCAGCUGUGGAGAGUUCCGCGUCCCUCUGGACAUGCUGAGACAACUUCUCCAAAUGGGCGAACAAGUUGUGUCAGAAUCCUUUUUAAAGUCACUGGAUGAAACCUUGGCAGAACUGAUAGAGCUAAGUCCUGGUCUUCAUCUGUACUACAAAACCUUCAGUGACACCCUGUACGUGGCCAUAUUUAAAAUGCUCAGAGACACCCUGUACAACCUGAAAGACCUUCAGACGGACUUUGUCAAGGAGGUGCACGACUUUGUGCUGGAGCAGUUCAGCAGCAGCCAGUCGGAGCUGCAGAGGAUCCUGCAUGACGUGGAGUACCUGCAGAGCGAGCUGAGCCCGCUCAAACUUCGCUGCCAGGCCAACGCCGCCUGCGUUGACCUCAUGGUGUGGGCUGUCACCGAGGAGCAGGGAGCUGAGAACCUUUGCAGCAAACUGUCAGAGAAGCUGCAGUCCAAAACCUCCAGUAAAGUCAUCAUCGCUCACAUGCCCCUCCUCAUCUGCUGCCUUCAGGGCUUAGGUCGCCUGUGUGAGCGCUUCCCGGUGGUGGCCCACUCCGUAACCACGUCGCUGAGAGACUUCCUGGUGGUGCCCUCUCCAGUCCUGGUCAAGCUAUACAAAUACCACAGCCACUCCGCACCAGUGAGCGGUGAGAUAAAGAUCCACGUGACCAACGAGCACUCCCAGUCCACCCUCAACACCAACCCCAACAAGAAGAGCCAGCCCUCCAUGUAUGAACAGCUGAGGGACAUCUCCAUAGAUAACAUCUGCAGGUGUCUAAAGGCGGGGCUGACUAUGGAUAACGUCAUCGUGGAAGCUUUCCUCGCGAGUCUGUCCAAUCGGCUCUACAUCUCACAGGAAAAUGACAAGGACGCUCACUUGAUCCCGGACCACACCAUUCGGGCGCUGGGUCACAUCGCCGUGGCCCUGCGAGACACCCCGAGAGUGAUGGAGCCCAUCCUGCAGAUCCUGCAGCAGAAGUUCUGCCAGCCUCCAUCUCAACUGGACGUGCUUAUCGUGGACCAGCUGGGCUGCAUGGUCAUCACGGGCAACCAAUACAUCUACCAGGAAGUGUGGAAUUUAUUCCAGCAGAUCAGCGUGAAGGCCAGCUCCAUGGUCUACUCCACCAAGGACUACAAGGACCACGGCUACAGACACUGCUCACUGGCAGUCAUCAACGCUCUGGGCAACAUCGCAGCCAACCUGCAGUCCGAGCAGAUGGUGGACGAGCUGCUGGUCAACCUGCUGGAGCUCUUUGUCCAGCUGGGCCUGGAGGGGAAGAGGGCCAGCGAGCGGGCGGCAGACAAAGGCCCGGCUCUGAAGGCAUCGAGCAGUGCUGGCAACCUCGGGGUUCUCAUUCCUGUCAUUGCAGUGCUGACUAAAAGGUUGCCGCCCAUCAAGGAGGCCAAACCUCGCCUGCAGAAGCUCUUCAGGGACUUCUGGCUCUACUCGGUGGUGAUGGGCUUCGCAGUGGAAGGCUCAGGUCUGUGGCCCGAGGAAUGGUACGAGGGCGUUUGCGAGAUCGCCACCAAAUCUCCUCUGCUGACUUUUCCGAGCGGCGAGCCCCUGCGGUCCGAGCUGCAGUACAACUCGGCCCUGAAGAACGACACAGUCACGCCGGCGGAGCUCAACGACCUCCGCAGCACCAUCAUCAACCUGCUGGACCCGCUUCCAGAGGGCGCCGCGCUCAUCAACAAACUGGACUUCGCCAUGUCCACGUAUUUGCUGUCCGUCUACAGACUAGAGUACAUGAGGAUGCUGCGUGCCCUGGACUCGGAUCGUUUUCAGGUCAUGUUUCGGUACUUUGAAGACCGAGCCAUCCAGAAAGACAAAUCUGGCAUGAUGCAGUGUGUGAUCGCUGUCAGCGACAAGGUCUUUGAGGUCUUCCUGCAGAUGAUGAUAGAGAAAGCAAAAACCAAAGCCCACGAGGAGGAGCUGGAACGCCACGCUCAGUUCCUGUUGGUCAACUUCAAUCACAUCCACAAGAGGAUCCGCAGAGUGGCUGAUAAAUAUUUGUCUGGCUUGGCAGAAACCUUCCCUCACUUGCUGUGGAGCGGCCGCGUGCUGAAGACCAUGUUGGACAUCCUGCAGACGCUGUCGCUCUCGCUCAGCGCAGACAUCCACAAAGACCAACCUUACUACGACAUUCCCGACACUCCUUACAGGAUAACAGUCCCUGAUACCUACGAAGCCAGAGAGAGCAUAGUGAAGGACUUUGCCGCUCGCUGUGGAGAAAUCCUCAAGGAGGCCAUGAAAUGGGCUCCGUCCGUAACCAAAUCCCACCUCCAGGAGUAUCUGAACAAACACCAGAACUGGGUGUCGGGUCUCUCGCAGCACACGGGCCUGGCCAUGGCCACAGAGAGCAUCUUGCACUUUGCCGGCUACAACCGACAGAGCACCACGCUGGGGUCCACUCAGUUGACCGAGAGGCCCACCUGCGUGAAGAAGGACUACUCCAACUUCAUGGCCUCCCUCAACUUGAGGAACAGAUAUGCUGGAGAGGUGUCAGGCAUGAUCCACUUUGCCCAGGCGGUGCGGGGGCAGUCGGACUUGGUCCGGCUGAUGAUCAAGCAGAUGGGAGAGGCUUUGGACUCGGCCCAGGCCGAGGGCUUCACCGAGGCCAUGUUCAAACUGGCCGCAUUGCUCAUCAGCACUAAAGAGUGCGACCCCCAGCUGCUGCACCACCUCUGCUGGUCGCCUCUCAAGAUGUUCACGGAGCACGGCAUGGAGACGGCCAUCGCCUGCUGGGAAUGGCUGCUGGCCGCACGCGCUGGCAUGGAAGUGCCGUUCAUGCGGGAGAUGGCGGGAGCGUGGCAGAUGACAGUGGAGCUCAAAAUGGGCUUGUUUUCUGACGCCCACCAAGAGGCGGACCCCCUGGCGGCGUCUGAAGAGAGUCAGCCCAUCCCCUGCCCUCCGGACGUCACCCCUCACCACAUCUGGAUCGAGUUUCUGGUGCAGAGGUUUGAGAUCGCCAAGUACUCCAGCGCAGACCAGGUAGAGAUCUUUUGCAGUUUGCUACAGCGCUCGCUGUCCCUCAACGUGGGCGGGGCCAAGAGUAGCUUCAAUCGCCACGUCGCCGCCAUCGGAUCUCGUUUCAGGCUGCUGACGCUAGGUCUCGCUCUUCUCCACUCUGAUGUCAUCAUCAACGCCACUAUAAGGAACGUGCUCAGAGAGAAGAUCUACUCCACAGCCUUUGAUUACUUCAGCGUGUCUCCAAAAUUCCCCACCCAAGGUGACAAGCGUCUGCGCGAGGACAUCAGCAUCAUGAUCCGCUUCUACGCCAGCAUCCUGUCGGACAAGAAGUACUUGGCAGCGUGCCACCUGGUCCCCCCCGGUGAGCUUGGUACCACCUCGACUCCGAGCACCCUCUCAGCCGGGAUAUUUGGAUCGCUUAUCGUGUCCAGCACCUCUCCAAUAUCGAUCUUAAACAACCAGGACCCGUCCUUGAACAGUCUGUCCGUGAUGAACGCCGCCGACAUGCGGAGCAACGUGGACUCCAGCACUCGCUCCCAGCAGAGCGGCCAGGGAUGGAUCAACACCUACCCGCUGUCCAGUGGCAUGUCCACCGCGUCCAAGAAAUCGGGCGUGUCCAAGAAGAGCAACAGAGGGACACAGCUCCACAAAUACUACAUGAAGCGCAGGACUCUCUUGUUGGCGCUGCUGGCGAGCGAAAUCGAGCGCCUGACCACAUGGUACAACCCGCUGUCCACCCAGGAGCUGGCCAUCGCCAUGGAGCAGUCUGUGGAGACCAGCAUCGCCAACUGGAGGUCCAAGUACAUCAGCCUGACGGAGAAACAGUGGAAGGACAAUGUCAACCUGGCCUGGAACAUCGCACCUUACCUCGCCAUGCAAAUGCCAAGCAGGUUCAAGAACGACGCCAUCAUCGCUGAAGUGACCAGGCUGGUGCGAUUGGACCCCGGAGCCGUUAGCGACGUUCCAGAAGCCGUGAAGUUCCUGGUGACGUGGCACACCAUCGAUGCCGACUCUCCAGAACUGAGCCACAUCCUGUGUUGGGCCCCAGCAGACCCGCCCACCGGCCUGUCUUACUUCAGCAGCAUGUACCCGCCUCACCCUCUCACUGCUCAGUACGGCGUGAAGGUUCUACGCUCCUUCCCUCCGGACGCCAUCUUGUUCUACAUCCCUCAGAUUGUGCAAGCCCUGCGCUUCGAUAAGAUGGGCUAUGUCAGAGAGUACAUCCUGUGGGCCGCCCAGAAGUCCCAGCUCCUCGCCCACCAGUUCAUCUGGAACAUGAAGACCAACAUCUUCAUGGACGAGGAGGGACACCAGAAAGACCCUGACAUCGGGGAGCUGCUGGAGCAGAUGGUGGAGGAGAUCACAGGAUCUCUGUCGGGCCCGGCCAAGGACUUCUACCAGCGAGAGUUUGACUUUUUCAACAAGAUCACCAACGUGUCGGCCAUCAUCAAGCCGGUCCCUAAAGGGGAGGAGAGGAAGCGAGCUUGCCUGAAGGCUCUAUCAGACAUCAAAGUUCAGCCAGGUUGUUACCUGCCCAGUAACCCCGAGGCCAUAGUCCUGGACAUUGACUACAAGUCUGGCACCCCCAUGCAGAGUGCCGCCAAGGCACCCUACCUCGCCAAGUUCAAGGUGAAGCGCUGCGGCGUGAGCGAGCUGGAGAGGGAGGGACUACGCUGCCCUUCCGACUCCGUGGACGACGGCGAGGAGAAUCCCGACGGGUCGCGCAGGAUCUGCUGGCAGGCGGCCAUCUUUAAAGUGGGAGACGACUGUCGGCAGGACAUGCUGGCGCUGCAGAUCAUUGGACUCUUCAAGAACAUCUUCCAGCUGGUGGGUCUGGAUCUGUUUGUCUUCCCAUACCGCGUGGUGGCCACGGCUCCUGGGUGCGGCGUGAUCGAGUGCAUCCCAGACUGCAAGUCCCGGGACCAACUAGGACGGCAGACGGACUUUGGCAUGUACGACUACUUCCGAAACCAGUAUGGCGACGAAUCCACACUCGCCUUCCAGAAGGCUCGCUACAACUUCAUCCGCAGCAUGGCGGCGUACAGCCUCCUGCUCUUCCUGCUGCAGAUUAAAGACCGACACAACGGCAACAUCAUGCUGGACAGCAAAGGACACCUCAUCCACAUUGACUUUGGCUUCAUGUUCGAGAGCUCCCCCGGCGGCAACCUGGGCUGGGAGCCCGACAUCAAGCUGACGGACGAGAUGGUGAUGAUCAUGGGAGGCAAGAUGGAGGCCACGCCCUUCAAGUGGUUCAUGGAAAUGUGCGUCAGGGGAUAUCUGGCCGUACGGCCCUACAUGGAUGCUGUGGUCUCAUUGGUCACCCUCAUGCUGGACACGGGUCUGCCCUGUUUCCGAGGACAAACCAUCAAACUCCUCAAAGGAAGGUUUAACCCCCAGAUGAGCGAGAAAGAAGCCGCAGCGUUCAUCAUCAAGGUGAUCCAAAGCUGCUUCCUCAGUAGCAGGAGCAAGACGUACGACAUGCUGCAAUAUUACCAGAACCAAAUUCCCUACUGAGGCUCUCCUGCUGUAACGAGUCGAGUACGGACGCUGAUCCCAGACAAGAUGCUGUCCCUCCGAGAGCAAUAACUCCGGUUUUAUCCAACACUUUUACCUAAAGAGCUCUUUGAAAUUGCCCUUUAAGAGCCAUAUUUACACUCUUUGUGUCAUCAUCAUGCUGCUCUUCACUUCCAGUGCACUUUAUUUCUGUCAGUAUUGUCACCUCACAUCAGAGACCAGGCCGUUAGUGCGGGAUUCAAACUCUCUGCAGUGUUUUUCUACGUGUGAAGCAACGUCACCGUGGACUGAAAGAGAAGGAGCGGGAGGAAACUUUGGACGUGGCGACAAGAACAAAUCAUCAAACAUGUUCUUGCGCGAGGUAACAGUGUUAGUUUACAUUCCACCGGCAGCGGGGUGCAUUCUGGGAAGAACCUCCACUUAAAGGAACGAGAACGGUUUUAGGAACCAUUUUGUUGUAAAUGUCGCAAAGCAUCGUGGGAGUGUAAGGGGAAAAGACAAAGGCGAGAGUUGCAUAUCUGCAUGGCACACAAGUCCUACACGUCGUCGGUGUGCGCAAACCUGUUUGGAAACAUUCCUCGUGUGUGUCAUGUGACCUCGCUGUGACCUAAAAAGCCAUUUCUGCAAAAAUAUAUAUGCAAUAUUCCCACGUACUGAUGCUGUAUUGGUGUGUUCCCCUUGACUCCAGUGUUCUCGUGUUAUGAUUUCAAACUUGAAGGGGCUUUUAUUGUGUGACGGUGAAUUCUUCACACCCCUCAAGGUCACUUUUAAUGUAAUGCAAACACAUCGUUAAAGGUUCGAUUUGGUAGGCAAAUUCCAGCCAGUAGGGGGAGUACAUUAGCAUAAAGGCCUUUAAAGCAUGAUUGUGAAACCAUACCAACGUCCCAAUUUGGUGAACACCAUUGUCUCACUGUCGCCUCUGGAGGCAGGAAAAGGCACUACAUGACAGGCGUUAGCCGUUAGCAUGUGCAGGCUUUGACAAAUUGCACCUUUAACCACAGAGAAUAAGUUUGUCAAUGUUUGUGUUUGUACGUUUCAUCAGAGUCAAACGUAUGGAUUUUUAAUGGUUUGGCUCGUUAUACCGUCAGCAGCAUUAAUGCUGAUUUCAAAAUAAAAGCCGAACGUGAGUCAACCAAA